Uloborus diversus is the source of this 1166-nucleotide messenger RNA. Its product is annotated as tRNA methyltransferase 10 homolog A-like. The transcript has a single exon. NCBI's taxonomy places the organism in Eukaryota, Metazoa, Arthropoda, Arachnida, Araneae, Uloboridae. Bases 206 to 1084 code for a protein of 292 amino acids. Gene Ontology annotation, biological process: tRNA N1-guanine methylation. Gene Ontology annotation, molecular function: tRNA binding. Gene Ontology annotation, cellular component: nucleus; nucleoplasm. The record is from RefSeq and is a predicted model, not a curated record.
UGCUGAGUAAGAUAUUUUGAAUUUUUGAAUUAAUAAUUGUGAUACCCAAGCAAUAACAAAUGAAAAUUUUAGCGAUAGUUGUGAAGUCAUUUCAUACUGAAGCUGGACUGAAAUAACUCUCUUUCCUUUUAUGCGAUUUGAUUUACAUCAAAAAUCUGACUUGAUUAAUUCUGUAAGUGCUGCUGUUAAUAAAUUACAUUGAAACAUGGAUGCCAAUUCUCUGAAUAGCGAAAUUAAUUCUUCUGUUCCACUUGAAGAGACAACGAAAAGUGAAAAAAUGUCGAAGCGACAGCAAAAGCGAAUAGAAAAAAUGAGAAGAUGGCAGGAAUUAAAGCCGCUUCUUAAGGCCAAAGAAAAAGAAAAGAGAAAGCUAAAAAUAAAGGAAGCGAAAGAAAGUGGGCGUGAUUUGGGACCAAGUAGGAAGAUAUUAAAGUCUUUAAAAAUGGCAGACUCUACUUGCAAACUUAAAGUAUGCUUUGAUUUAUCUCUGGCAGAUGUUAUGACUCCUUCUGAGUUUUCAAAAACUUUUAAGCAGCUUCAUAGAUGCUAUUCAAUUAAUAGGAGAGCUAAAGCCCCUUUACAGUUGUAUAUUUCUGGAUAUAGUGACCCAACUAAAGUUGCCAUGAGUAAAAUGUCUGGAUGCUUUAACUGGGAUGUUAAUUUCAGCCAGAACUCAUAUUCUGAACUAUUUGAGAAGCAAAAUAUUGUGUAUUUGACAAGUGACUCGCCAAAUGAACUUGAAACAUUAGAUCAUAGCAAAACGUAUGUGAUUGGUGCGCUAGUUGAUCAUAAUCGACUUAAAAACUUUUGCUUUGAAAAAGCUGAAAAAGAUGGUAUUGAUCAUGCUAAACUACCGUUGGAUUCAUAUUUCAAGUUUAAGACUAGAAAAGUUCUUACCAUAGAUCAAGUAUAUUUAAUUUUUUUAAGGCUUACGGAAGGCAAAUCCUGGGUUGAUGCAAUUGUUGAAACCGUGCCAAAACGUAAAGGCAUUGAACUUAAAGAUGAAGUAUGUAAUGAUACAGAGGCGCCUUCUGUUGAUAUGCAUUGUUCUGAUGAUGAAGAAAUCGUGCUUGAAAAUGUUUAGUUAUUGCGCAGAAAUCAUUUUAAUGAUUUUCAAUCAAUGCCUAAGUGUGAUUUGCUUUUUGUAUGAUUCUACUUUAUCAAUA